Messenger RNA from Aedes aegypti (yellow fever mosquito), 4495 nucleotides. It is a transcript of the gene TTLL5, whose product is annotated as tubulin polyglutamylase TTLL5. The transcript is spliced from 6 exons. Bases 1128 to 4157 code for a protein of 1009 amino acids. Gene Ontology annotation, cellular component: cilium. The record is from RefSeq and is a predicted model, not a curated record. NCBI's taxonomy places the organism in Eukaryota, Metazoa, Arthropoda, Insecta, Diptera, Culicidae. Gene Ontology annotation, molecular function: tubulin binding; tubulin-glutamic acid ligase activity. Gene Ontology annotation, biological process: microtubule cytoskeleton organization; protein polyglutamylation.
UUGCUUCGAACAUCUGAUUGUGCCGCAUGUGCAUAUGGCUGGAGAGCGUGUCUAGCAGCUACCUAUCUGAGUGAUGUUAUAUCUUAGUCCAAGUUGAUACUUUUUUUCAUACGGCGUGUAAAUUUUAAUCUCGAAAAAAAAAACGGUGCCGCGUUUUAUCUUGUGGACGUAAAUUUCGUGCUCCAGUGCCCAAAUUUGGUGUUUGCAGUUCCCUCCCCUUUGGUGGUGAAACUGAAAAUCGCAUUUCCUGUCUGGUCUCCCCGGUUCUUCAGCAUAACAACGUUCUGGUUCAACAUAGAAUACAGUAGUGCUGCUAGGCGCGUUUCAUGCGGUACAAACUCAUUAUUUGUAAGAGAAUCCUUAUUUGAAAAUUUGUACAAAAUUGCAAACUGCCAUUCUGUCGAUCUAACAGUUAAACGGGAAGAGUUGAAUGUGAGCAAACAAGAAGUUAAAAAAAUCAAUGCGAUAAUCAUCUUUCUGCCAACAACGGUGACAAUCGCAUAUCUAGUAUAAAGCAACUGCAACAGCCAGAGACCCGUCCGGCUCCGGAAUUGGCUGCUUCGUGGAAAAUCGAUAUCAUUAAAUCGUGCCGCAUUCGAGCAGCCUCCCCAGUUUGAACGAGAGAAGAAUCUUUAAUGCGGUUUGCAUGUGCGUGUUUUGCUUUGUCAUCUAUUUCUGUAACAUUUUUUGAUCUGAAACUCCAGAGUGAAAUUCCGUAUAAACAAAUCGUUUGAUCGGAAGUGCCAGUGUUGUAGCUAAAUGAAAGUGUGUGGAAAUUUCCUAUGGUCAAGAAUAGUGUGAAAAAGCAAGGUUGUGGACAAGCUAAUCAUCAAUCUGUAAAGAAUAGGAACCGUGCGGAGCCAGCCAACGAAAGAGAGAGAGAGAGAGAAAGGUACGACAUAACAUCCAAGCAAACAGAGAAACUGCUGGAGCUGGACUGGCUGGCGGCUUUCGACGACCUAGCCUACUGCGGCGAACUGAGCCGUGUGACUCACCCAAACAAGGAAACUUAAUCAUAAUCUUGAACGCCAUAACUAUGUAUUGCAACCACUGGACUGUUUGAACAUCUUCAAUUUCUGCUGAGCGGGCGUAAGCUGAACGGGUAUUCCAGUUUGGACUUCUUUAUUAUGCCUAUAUCUGAAAAAUCGCGACUCAAUCCUUUGAAUGCCAAAAAGCCAACUCCUGUCACACCAAAUCCGUGGGUUACGGGCGGUCCUCCCGGUGGCAAGGACGCCGUCCUGGUGUUCCGAACCAGUGCUUUGUCCCCAGUGAAUUCCAGCGCCGAUAUUUCGGAGACGGGCACAUCCUCGGGGAUAUCCGUUUCUUCUGACGAUACACCAACUAUAGCAGCUGCCUCGAGUUCAACGGCGAACUCGACCAAAGAUCCUACCGGAAACCCUAGUGAUAAGAUAGCCAAUCACUCGAAAGUACUCGCAUCACUGCCUAAAAAUUUCAAUGUUCAACGAAAAUCAACUAGUAUUAGUAGCGCCACUAGCAAUGACGAUGAAGAAGAAGAUGGAGAGGACGACGAAGAUGAAGACGAUGAUGAUGACGAGGAGGACGAUGACGAGGCAGAGGGAGAAGCAGAAGGCGAUGAUGAGGAUGACAAUGAUGAAACGGCCACUUCGCAGGACGAAGCUGGGCCAUCCGUGCCGAAUGGUAACGACAAUAAACCGAUAAAGCGUCAGCUGGAGUCGUCCUCUUCUUCAAGCUCACUGAGUAACACUUCGGUCACCGGUAGGGAAGGUGAUGAGAUCGAUCCGGAUCUGCCAACGUCCAAGUCGGAACCGUUGCUGGCAGUGGUAGAUAAAAAGCUGGCCCGAAAGAAUCAGGAAAACAAAGAAAAUCAAAGCGUGAUCAAAACUGAAAUGCCUGCUGCACAACUGAAUAUAUUCUACAAGUUUAUCAAUACGGAAACGCGUCUACUCCGAAAGAUAUUGAAUGCCCACGGAAUGGGAGAAAGCGGUUCCGAUAGCAAUGAUUUCAACCUCCUAUGGACGGGUAUACAUCUGAAGCCUGACAUACUGAGGAAUUUGGCGCCGUAUCAGAGGGUUAAUCACUUUCCAAGAUCGUACGAGUUGACUCGUAAGGACCGGCUAUAUAAGAAUAUCGAACGGAUGCAGCAUUUACGUGGCUAUAAGCAUUUCGAUAUCGUACCACAAUCAUUCCUGUUGCCCCAGGACUACAAAGAACUCAUCGCUGCCCACAACAAAUGUCGCGGCCCGUGGAUCGUGAAACCGGUUGCGUCCAGCCGGGGACGUGGUAUUUUUAUUGUGAACUCACCGGAUCAAAUUGCCUCGUACGAGCAAGUGGUGGUCGCCAAAUACAUUACAGAUCCACUUUGCAUUGAUGGUCAUAAAUGCGAUAUACGGUUGUAUGUAGCCGUGACGUCAUUUGAUCCCCUGAUCAUCUAUCUCUAUGAAGAAGGCUUGGUUCGCUUGGCUACAGUCAAGUAUGAUCGAGGUGCUGAAAAUCUUUGGAAUCCUUGCAUGCACUUGUGCAACUACAGCAUCAAUAAGUACCACACAGAUUACAUAAAAUCUAGCAAUGCCGGCGACGAAGAUGUUGGCCAUAAGUGGACACUGAGUGCUUUGCUUAGGCAUUUGCGUAGCCAAGGGUGCAAUACAGAGCAGCUGAUGUUGAACAUCGAGGAUCUUAUCAUUAAGGCUAUUUUUUCCUGUACGCAACCAAUCGUUUCGGCGUGUCGAAUGUUCGUGCCGCAUAUCGGAAACUGCUUUGAACUGUAUGGGUUUGAUAUAUUGAUAGAUGACACACUGAAACCGUGGUUGCUGGAAAUUAAUCUGUCGCCUUCGCUUGGCUGUGAUACUCCUUUAGAUACGAAAGUAAAGGCAUGUUUGCUAACCGAUUUACUUACAAUGGUAGGUAUACCAGCGAUUAGUCCGCUGCAGAAAGCAUGUUACGAUAGCAAAGGACAGAAGAUUAGAAAUCUUUCAACGCCUUAUCGUCGAGUAAACUCGGCAGAUUUUGUGCAUAGCACUGGAACCGGUAUUAAAAAGGACAGUUCUAAUCAAGGAGAUUCGAACAAAAAGCUGCUAACGACACUUAGUGCUUUGACGGCGGAGGAGCUGAAGAUCGUUCGCUGUGCACGAUCGCAAUACGAACGUCGAGGUGGAUUCGUAAGAAUAUUCCCUACCAGCGAUAGUAUGUCGAGAUAUGCGUCGUUUAUGGAUCCGGUCACUGGUAUUCCUACUUCAGCUGUUACGUCAUCGGGUAGUGGUUCAUACCUGAUGAUUAUUCCACAUAACUACAAUCAAAUGUUGCAUUCCCAGCUGUUUCCCCAGGGCAGUGAUUUAGAGAACAGAAUCGUGCAUCGUAUUCAGAAAUAUGAAAGAGCACUGGAAAGCACGCUUCCGAUAACAAUUGGUCCGAAGCAUACGGCCCCAAAAUGUGUCGAUGAGGCUAAAAGAUUGAGAAUGCAGAUAAGAAAGUUGAUCGAAAAUGGGCAUGAGCUAAGUAUUUUGCAAGCAAGGCGAGCUUUUGGACUGUAUCUAGAAUAUAUCCUCAAGCGGCUUUCUUCAGAACCGAAGCACAGCCAUGAAGAGUUGGUGAUGAAGUUCUUGUAUCGAGUAGGAGCCCAUAUGAAGACUCCAUUCUUUUUCCGAAAUUUCGGCAACAAAGCAUUAGGGAAAGAUCGAGGGGCGAUGGUUGCUAAACAACUAGGAGAUUAUCUACACUUGUACAAUAAGGAAACCGAAGCAUUUGUUGAUACCUUCGAUAUGGUCGGUAUGGUUCCAAUCAAACUUUUCGAUGACUUCCUUAUGCAAGCAAGCGAAGUAGAUGUGGAAUCGGUACUCACUCUCCAUACCAAUCUAACCCAGACUAUGCCAUUCCUGUACAGCGGAUGUUCUUCUAGUAUUCCACCGGCUCCUCCCAUUCCAGUGGGGGCUCAUGGUUUUCUUAAGGCACUGCCCUGCAUGGCUCCCGGAGGAGCCAACAAAGAACUGAUACGUUUGGACCCAUACUACAAGAGUAGCGAGGCGAGAAGCAGCCGAACAGCGUUGACUACGGCCAUUGGACGGGCAGAAACACGUGGUGACAGGAGCAUGCGAUUGUCACCAAUGAAGAAGAAACCACCGGUUGGCAAUAUGGUGAAAUCCUCGCGGGAAAGAGAUCAACGAUCAAACUGGCUUUAUUAGAAUGAUCUCGCAAAAACUUAGGAAGCCAAUGCGGCCAUUUAUGUGUGCUUCAGUUUACGUAGUGUUUAAAAUUAUUUCCGUUAUUUUAUAUAAUUUUAUUGAAGCGGUGCUAAAGGUGCUUGUUUCGGCACCUUUAUGUUAAAUUUAUUAUAGUGUGAAAUUAAUUGGAUUAUUAUUUUGUUUUACGACUAUCUUUCGAUAACACUGACAUAUUUUUCUUCUUUGCCAUACUCAAGAUGUUCUCUUGUUUUACGGCGCUUACAUUACCCAUAAACGCAAAAUUGUCCCAUGUGAAAAAGAAAUCCAGCAUACAAGGGAAUGACAUGAGUUUAUGAGCA